UUCCGAUCAGGCAUUUGAAAGAAGCAUGAUGUUUCUCAAACUAUACUGUAGCCUUCUCGUCUUUUGCAUUAGCUGUGUAUUUUGUCAGAAUACUACAAACAGUUCUCAUCAAGAGACCGUAUCCGAUCUGCAGAAUAGAGUGUCCAUACUGGAGAAAACUGUGUCAAAAAUGCUGACCGGAAAGGACAACACGAACCUCACAAGCAUCAACACCUUAAAGGUAGCAAGUGGAGGUAUACCUGUCUUCAAUAAUACACCGGUAACAUUCUCUGCGAAGUCAAAUAGUAAAUCUGGAAUAGGACCUGGAUUCAUCCUUCAGUUUCCUAAUAUAAUUAACAACCAGGGAAAACAUUACAACCCGACAAAUGGAAUAUUUAUCGCUCCUGUCCACGGCCUUUAUUUGUUCCACUGGACCAUGCAAUGCUACUAUAGUGGGAGUACCCACUGUAGCACAGCUCUUAAAAUAAAUAAUUCAAUAAAAGGAAAAGUUCGUUCGAGUGAAAAUGGUGGUGGUUAUUACCAUACAGGGUCCAAAACAGUGUUUGUAGAGGUUGAGGCAGGAAACCAUGUGUGGAUCGAAAACAUAGAAAAUUCUGACGUUUAUAUUUAUUCUGAGUCCUCGUUUGGUGGAUCACUGUUGUUGAUCUUGUGAACAAUUACACCUGCAACCCCAAGCCCAAUGACCUGACAAAUAAUGCUAUUUGAUUUUUAUUAUACAAUAUUCAAAAUAUCGAUAAAUAUCUAAGAUUUCUUUUAUUAUUUUUUUGUUAUAGUCAAAACUAUUGUAAAAAAAACAACAAUGUCACAAUUUUAACUGCUUUGGAAUAGAGGUGUAGAUAUUUUGGGUGAAAUAUUUAUAGACUCAUUUGAAAUUCGUUUUCUUUUUACAUACUUCUAAAACAUUAUUAACACAUAUUAUGAAUUAAAGAAUUUCAAUAAACAUCAACAUUUCAGUCUUAAAUCAAUAGAGUAUUUACCACAAAGAUUAAAAUAUUUUGCUUAGCGUUCAACUUGCACACUGACAAUGGGUUUACAAAAGCCAAAAGGUAAAUUAUUUUGAAGCAAAAUCAGAUCUCACCCAUUUUAUAUAGUCACAUUAUGUUUGAUCUUUUUUUAAAAUAAAUGUGGUUUUUGAAA
Saccostrea cuccullata (small rock oyster) is the source of this 1137-nucleotide messenger RNA. Its product is annotated as collagen alpha-1(X) chain-like. NCBI's taxonomy places the organism in Eukaryota, Metazoa, Mollusca, Bivalvia, Ostreida, Ostreidae. The record is from RefSeq and is a predicted model, not a curated record. Gene Ontology annotation, molecular function: protein binding. Bases 26 to 652 code for a protein of 208 amino acids. The transcript is spliced from 2 exons.